UCUUCCAGAGCACAUUUUUUCUUCCCUGAGGGAAGAAAAAAGAACCUACAUACAUCGAACUGGGCGUGUAAAAUGGGGAGCUAAAACCGUUGGUCGAGAAAGCAGUACUCAAACAGACGAGGUGACAGAGAAGAACGAUUUACUGCAAGCGGAAGAACGUUUGUGUGACACUGAUGUGACUGAUAACACCCAAAAAACAGAGAAGUCACUGCAGUCACUGUAUCCCCAUGUAAAGAAGUCUCUUCUGCAAGUGUUUGAGUGUGCGUAUGUCCAGCUGAUCCUCCCCUGGUACACAUUCCCAGAGCCUUGCGACAGUCAGCCACUCCACCAGGUGCUGUGGAGGGAGUUUGACUGUGUCUUCGACCAGAUCAUUGACAAAGCCAAAGACUUUGACGUCUGUGCUGCAAGUGUGGGUUGCGUUCGCAUUCUGACCCAGCAUUUGCGUAAUUCCAAACAGUCUGUCAGAGAGCCAUUGUUUAGCUCCAGAGCAGAAGAAGUAGCAGUUCUCAGAGGGUUUGCUGAAACGCUGGUGCAAAAUCUGUUUCCUGAAUCUUUAUGGGGACUAGAUAUAAACCGCUGUGUUUUAAAUGAAACAACGACCUUUAAGGUGUUGGAAUCACUGGUGAUCUGGCUCUCUGAUCCUGACAACCUCAACCAGCUGGUUGUGAGUCAGUUGGACAACGUGUCUCCCAAGAACUCAGAGGAAGAUCUGUGUGAGUCGGACUCUGACCGGGCCUCUCCAGCCUGUCAGGAGAGCGAGGACAGCACCGGUGUAAAGGAUGGGACCGAGGACUCUCAGGCUAUUAACAGCAAGUCCAAAAAGAAAGCCAACAAGUUAAAGGAAGGCUGGUCUAAAUUUCUUGACAAGAUGAAGACUAAGAAAGACAAGAAGGCGAAGAUUAAAGAAUUGGAGAGGGCUAUGAUGAUUAGGGCCAUAGCCGCCCAAAGUGGUCUGACCAAUGAAGACGAAGCGAGUAGCAGAGAAGGGUCCAUUCACAGCCAACAGAACUUUGACAGUGAGGAUAGUGAUCUAGAAAACUACUUGGUCAUCGUCCAGGAGGACAUGAUGGAGUUCAAGUUGUCGUAUGAGAUGUGGCGGGUCGGGCACUGGGCGGUCAGUGUUCCUCUCGUGAGGAGGGAUGACGAGGAGCUGUGCUUUACCAUUCACUUGGAGGAGAGAGACAAUCCAGAGAACCUUCAGUGGGAUGUCAUAAAGACCCGUACAGAUGUCAUCUACUUCCUCAAUAGAUGGCAGGACCCUGCUAAUGUACCCUGUCUGGCUAUCCUGGGGGAGGAGGGCCCUGAGAAGACGGGUGGUGAAGAGAUAGUCGAGAAAGCCAGGACUUCUCUGGAACUGUUCUUGCAGGGGAUGAUCUCUGAUGAUGUGAUUGGCCACAGUCAGCCAGUGUUCCAAUUCCUCUGCCCGCUGGACAAACUGCUCAAUGAAGAAGAGCAUAAUGGGGGGGUUUGGGGUCUCCUCAGUGGCCUGGCCUACUUCCUGACUCCAGGAAAAGAGGAAGAUGAGCAAAACAAUCCCAGAGUGGAAGCCAGGCAGGAUGAUCUCCCUCCAGAGUCAGAAACUCAACACUCUUCUCCUGAAGCUGAGAAGGAUGUCUGUAGUGAGGAGACUGAUGCAUCUCUCCCAACUAUCAUCAUCUCUGAAUGUAUCGUUCCUUCAGAAUCUUCUGAGGGCAAGAGGGAAGAGGAGAGUAAACCUCCAGUGAAAUCAUGCUCGAUGACUAAUAUUGCAACCUCCUCACAAGACAAAAUGGACAAUCCUGAAAACUUGGUAGGCAAGAAAUAUUUUUGUAAAAGUCUAUCCAGGUCGGAGGAGUCUUUGGUAUUCAAUGAAGCAGCUCAUCGGGAAUACAAGAUUGAUCCUGACUAUAAGACAAAUUCCAGUAUUAAUGGAGGCUCACUGUGGGACAUUCCUGACCAUACUUUGUGGCGUAGUUUUUGUGCAAAGUCGAAUAAAACGAAAGAAAAAAUGUCACCCAGUAUUUGUGGGGGGAUCGCCAGGAUUAAAGGAAGAGUCCAAGGGACUCUUGCCAAGGGAGACGCUUCACCGUCUUUAAAAAAGGACCAAACUAGCUGGGAGCAACUAGAAGCCACAAAAGCUAUAUCUGAUUUAUUGAAAGAGAUAUCUGGUAAUUCCAUCAUCAUAAACAUAUUUGAUGCAAUUCUGAAACCGGUAAUGCCAAUAUUAAAAAGGAAAGUGAACAGCUUCCUGAAGAAGAUGAACCCUACAGAAGCCCACAUGGCCUCCUACAUUGACAGCCUGUGUGAGAAGUGGUCCCAGACCUCUCUAGCGCCCCCGAAACCCUCCAGGCCCCCUCGCAGCUCUGAGGACAAGAAGGAGACCAGAGACAGAGCUCACCUUCUCAUCAGUGCCAGAUAUUCAAACUAUUUAAUCCUGAAGAAGUCAGACAUGGAGACUGUCUUUAAACUCUUUCAGGAUUGUGAAGAAAACAAGAAGCUGGUUUAUAUGCUUCUUUCAUUCCUGUUGGGAGAGCUUCUUCCUGGUGAAGAUUCCUUAAAUAUUAGUGCCAUGGCAUUGUAGAAAGUGAAUGUCAACCACCUGCAUUGAUUACAUUAAAUGUUAGCAAGGCUAUGUUUUCUCAGGGUAAUCAUGGUUUUAGAUAAACUGUCAUUUUAUAAAAUCUGAAUUGUAUUGCAUUUGUAGGGGAGAAAUUAUUGGGAGUAUGUUAGUAUUGAAUCUUAUUGCAUAAAAAAAAAAAUCACCUUAGGUACCUAAAUAUGUUCUGGGACACAAUCUUGUGGUUAAAAAGUGGCAUACCAGCCAGACUCUGUUGAAACUUUCAUCUCUAUUGUGUUACUGUUAGGAAGUGACAGGACUUUUUCCAUGUAUGGUUUGAGUUUCAAAUCUCUUAUGGACAACGUUAAAGCACUGUAAUUAAAAUGAUCAUGGUUAUGAGCACUUUUCAUGUAAGGGGGGGAAGUAUCUCUUUUUCUGGACUUGUUUGUAGUCUUAAAGAGAUCUGGAUUAGAACUCCAUGCCUCUUUAUAUCCAAGGAACUGGUGAAGGUUUGUUAUAUGAAUGAUUUCACAAAUUCCUUGUAUAUUCCUAUGAAAUUAUUAAUAAAGCUUUUAUAUUAGUUUCA
This is a messenger RNA of Hypomesus transpacificus, 3122 nucleotides long. RefSeq lists its product as uncharacterized. The record is from RefSeq and is a predicted model, not a curated record. The coding region runs from base 869 to 2560 and encodes 563 amino acids. The transcript is spliced from 17 exons. Gene Ontology annotation, cellular component: intracellular membrane-bounded organelle; early endosome membrane. Gene Ontology annotation, molecular function: phosphatidylinositol binding. Lineage: Eukaryota; Metazoa; Chordata; Actinopteri; Osmeriformes; Osmeridae.